UCUUUGUUUGUUUACAACUUAUCACUAAUGAAGUUACACGACAUUAUGUGAGGAAAAUCCCAAAUAAUUAUUCAAUACGAGAUGAAAUUUAUAUUGAGCAUUAUAUUCUUUGUUUUUCUCCUCUUCACUGAACAUUGCUGUGAUGAACCAAUACCAGUUACGUGUUACUGCGAGGACCAUGACUGUCCUCACUAUGUGCCUGGUACUGAAAUGAAUGGAACUUGUAUUUUACCACUAGGAGCACAAUGUUUUAGCUCAAUUGAAGAGACGUCUGAUGAAGAACCAAUACGUAGGUUUGGAUGUCUACCACCAGACGAAUCGUCGGAUAUGCAGUGUAAAGGGAAUUUAUCCCCUCAUGCUGUAAGGAAGUCAAUCGAGUGCUGUAACUUCACAGACAUGUGUAAUCAGAAUUUGCAUCCUAAAUUGGCUGAUAAACCACCACCAGUUUCUGAGAUGUCAUGGGAGGACAAGAUUUUCUACACCAUAUUGUGCGUCUCAAUCACUUUUUGCGUAAUAUUCUUCAUAAUGGUCGCCCUAAUAUUCAACUCAAGGUUUAAAAAGCAGGAAGAGGCGAGGCAACUAAAUUACCUUUGUCAUCCAAUUUUAACACCUACAACCACCCUUACCGAUCUCAUCGAUAAAAGUUCUGGUUCAGGCUCAGGUCUCCCAAUAUUCGUGCAGCGAACCAUUGCCAAACAAAUUGAGCCCAUCAAGAUGGUAGGGAAAGGACGCCAUGGUGAAGUGUGGCUUGGCUCUUGGCGCGAUGACAAGGUUGCAGUCAAGAUAUUCUCCACGACUGAAGAAAAAAGUUGGUUCAGAGAGACUGAAAUUUACCAGACGGUUUUGAUGCGGCAUGACAACAUCCUAGGAUUUGUUGCGGCAGAUAUCAAAGGCACCGGUUCAUGGACGCAAAUGCUGCUUAUAACUGAGUACCAUGAGUUUGGAUCGCUGUACGAUUACUUGCAAACAAACGAGCUCGAUGUUUCCUCUCUCAUGUCGUUGAUUUGCUCAGCCGCAGCUGGUGUUGCUCAUCUCCACACAGAAAUUUUCAGCACUCAAGGGAAACCUGCCAUUGCUCACAGAGAUAUUAAAUCCAAAAAUAUCCUCGUCAAGAGGAAUGUUGAAUGUGUAAUCGCUGAUUUUGGUUUGGCUGUGAGAUACAACAGUGAUUCCAAUGAAAUUGACAUUGCAAGAGAUAAUGCUCGAGUAGGAACCAGGAGGUAUAUGGCUCCAGAAGUUUUAGACGGGACAUUGGACAAGCUUUUGAAUCAAACUUCUGAUGUGCGGGCAUUUGAAGCCCUCAAAAUGGCUGAUAUCUAUUCUCUUAGCUUGGUUUUCUGGGAGAUGUGCAGGAGAUGCAAUGGUGGGAAAGACCUAAAAGUUGAAGAGUAUGCUUUGCCGUACCAUGAUAAGGUUCCCAGUGAUCCCAGCUUCGAAGAUAUGCACGAAGUUAUAGUCAAAGGCGGCGUUCGCCCAGCAGUGCCAGACAGAUGGAAAGAAAGUUUCGUUCUCAAUAUCAUUUCUGAGAUAAUGAAAGAAUCCUGGCAUCCAAAUCCCGGUGUCAGACCAACAGCACUACGAAUCAAGAAAUCAUUGAAUAGCUUGAGAAAUUCUGAUAAAUUGAAUUUAAGUCCCAGUUAGUAGGAAGCCAUCUCAUUUCUUUGCCACCUCCUAAUUUACGUACAAUCUAUUACUCGUUUUUCUAGAAAGAAAAAUUUAUUUCUAAGUUUGCCUAAGAUGAUUCUCUGAUUAAAUCGUACUUUAUAUUAAAGUAAGAUUAAAUGAAUAACAAAUGUUAUAGUUUGUAAGUAAUGUAUUGAUAAAGUAUGUAACUUUGACAAGAACUCUGGGAACUGAGCUCACUUUCAUUAUUUUAUUGACUUAAGCAAAAUAGGACUUUCGUAAGUAAGAAGGAUGACUCUCAAAAGCACGGGUGCAGUACCUCAAUCGCAGAUUUCAAACAUAAUGCUUCAUCGUAAGAAAACCUGAUCUGCCUCAUGGUUUUUUUAAUUUCCAGUGUAAGUUCUCAACAAGAUGGCAUAGUCACUUCUACAAUAUGAAGGACGAAUUUUCACUGGUUUUCCUCCAGUAGAAUACCUUGCUGGAAAAAUAAUUUAAAUAUCCAGAAUAUGGUCAUGGCAACCUUGCUUUUGCGGGCAAAAUUUCUCCUGAAAUACUUGAAAGUCAUAAUGUCCCUCGGUAGGUUUAAAAUAUUUUUAGAUCAUGUAGGGCUUAUUUGUACAUUUUUAAACGUAUCUGUGAAAACAAUAUAAUUUCUGGUGCAUUUUAGUCCGUGAAAAACUGGAAACUUUCAAAAAUCUUAUAGUAAGCCACGAUUGGAUAGUUUCUUCAGGAGCCCUUCCACAUUAUUCUCAACUUAAUUGACUUGUAACAUUUUUACUGACUUAAAAAAACGAAUGAAAUUAUUUUCUCCCACCCGUUGGGUCACCUCUCAUCAAUUUGUUUCCAUUCGUUCCACCUGUUAAAAUUUGAAUUAUAUAUCAACAGCGAAUUCCCCAACCAUGAAUCUAGUUUGUGAUGUUCUAAAAGUUUCGCUCUUAUUUUAUUUUUUUUUGAAGGAGGGCAACUCAGCAUUAUUCUGUGAAGUUUUCAUAAAAUUUUCUUAGCACUCUGAAGAAAAAUUAUGACAUUUUGUAAGAAUUAAAGUUAAGUAGUUUUCAUUUCAAAAAUAUCGUACAAUAUGGAGUCUGCAACAUUACCAACCUAGAUACAAGGCUUGGGAGUUUCACCAUCAGUUUAUCUCAUUGUUUCUCAAGGACAUUUAAAAGUAAUGGCCCAUGGUCGUGUAAAGGCCAUUCCUCAGGAAAAAUUUGUAUCCAGACCUAGGAAAGAUAGUGUUAUCCUUACAACAAUUAGUUAAAACCAAAUGAUUCGUGGAAUCAAUUGAAGUUUUUGAGUUUUCCUUUUGUGUAUCGCAUGAAUUGGUUUCAAAAUCUUUAUUUUUUAGAGUAUCAAGUGCCAUCAUUAAAGGAUGGUGUAGAAGUUUUAAAGACUGGUUAGUCCACUAAGAUAUCUGUGGUGCGUGGACUAUUGUAGUUUCUAGCUCUAAGAUUAUUAGUUAAAAGUUAUCGAAAGGCCAUCAAUCGAAGGUCAAUUGACCGUUAAUUGAGUUCCUGUGUUUCGCAUGAAUGGGUUUCAAAAUCUAUAUUUUUUAGAUCAACAAGAGAUUGAAAUUCCUUGUGUUUUGCAUGAAAUGGUUUCAAAAUCUUUACUAAAUCAUCAAGUGCCAUCUAAAAAAGACAACAAAAAAGUUUAAAGACUGUCAGUCCACUUUCUCACCUUCAUGAACUAGGUAUUUUAGUUUUUGGACGGAGGAUCAUUCAUUACAAGUCAUUGGACUUAAACCGACUGAUAAUUUUAAAUCAGUUUUUUAAAAAAUAUUAUUUAUUAACUUUUCCUUUAUAUUUCUUGAGUGUUCAUCAGUUUUUAAUUUUGCUUCUGAGGUAUAGCAUUAUAACAAUAUCAGAGGUGCUACUUUUUCUUAUUAUUUUCUUUAAUUAAAUUGUACAUAUUUACUUGUUGCAAUAAUUAGAUAAACUUUUGAGACUGCGAUCUCAUCUUAUGUUACACUAACAUAAACUGACCUAGCUGAUUGUUAAAGGCAAAAAUCUGUGAAAGAGUGUCCAUGCAUUAAAAGUGCGCUUUGCCUGAAUAUUGUUGUAAUUGACAUGGCAUCCGAGGUAAAAAACAUUUCAAAGUGUUUGUUCUUUAUUCUGUAUGCUGUUUUUUUCAAACAAUCUUAGGAAGCAAUAUCUUUAUUCCAUUUAAAUCAAACCGCAAAAACUUGGUCGAUAGUAAAAAGUCUUCAAAAGACCUGAAGAAAUUUUACACAAAAGCGUGGAAUUUUAAAAAUGGAUUUAAUUUCAUGGAUAUUUUUUUGGAUUGGGUUCAUGGAUGAGGAAAUUAAAUUACGAAGGCAUGUAAUUUAAAUUAGCAGUUUCUGCGCAAGUGGCUCUUGACACUGUCGAUAUUUCACACUUGAAUUAGAAUUUCUUGCCAGUAUUUGUUGAAAAAUAAUUUUAUGAGGAGCCCCACCAGCGAACAUUCAAACUCUAUACAAUUUUUCCUCUAUGUGAAAUUUCAUUAGCAGUGUCUGAGAAAUUUAACAAAGUGCAAACAAGAUAUUUUGUUUGACAGUAUUCUCAGAGCAGCAAGGUUGAGAUAAGUCAAGCAGCAACAAAUAACUGUAACAUUACAGGAACUUUAACUUUAGCCCACUCUCUUGUCACUGCAAAGCCAAGUCAAAUCUCCUCAGAAGUGCCAUUAAUGUUAUUGUUUGUUGCAGUUCCUAAUAUAUUAAAAAAUAACUUUGCAUAAUUUUCUUCUUUUUGAAUAUAUCUGUAGCUGCCAUGAACUGUCACUUCAUUUUCAUUGAUUCAAGAACUUAGCAAAAAGCCACGUCACAGCCGCAUUGCCUGCACUGGAUUUUGCUCACAAAAAAAAAGAAGAAAAAAAGAAAACCUGUCCCCUCUUGGGCAUGGUGUUAAAUACGUAUCUUCACUAACUAUUUUAUGUAAAUCUUUUACCAAGUGCAUCUGUCAAGAAUGCAAAUUAUGUACUUGAUUUCUCUAAAAUGGUCUCUUAUGCUUUUUUUUUCUCUCAAUCAUGGAUGUAUUUUCCAACUUGUAAUACUCCUAAGGUGAAUAUUUUUUCUCAAAUCUAAUUAAGUUCUCAUAAAUGUGAGUAAUCGAUUUUUCCUCCAUUUUUUUUUUUUUUUUUUGUGCUAUAACCUCGAAAAUGUAUAUAAAAUGGAAUAAACUUUAAUUUUUUAACUAUUUUUAAAACUGCUCAAUCUUUCAUGUCAUUCCCUUGAUAGUAUUCUUUCUAUGUUAUUAUUCUUAAUUCACUUUUCUUUCAAAUAAAGAGGUGAGGCGUGGUUCUGUAACAAAAAAAAAAUGACAAUGAAGAAACCUGUUCUUUUGUUGCUUUAAGGGUGUAUGUAAUUUUGACCCUAAUUUUUGUACAUCAACAAAUUCAUAUGAAUUCAUAUUAUAUUCAUGUAUAAUCAGAGAGACAUAUGAAUCAGUGAGAACGGAAACACACCAACUCAAAAAAAUGAAAAUUAUCAAGACGCACACACAACUGCACAGUAGAUAAAGAAGUUAGUCUCAGAAAAAGAUUUUUGACGCCAAAAGACGAGUAUUUGAGGAAACUCUAAAGGUCCGAGUUAAAACAAAUGCGCUAACUUCAAUGACCUGUAUGAAAAUUGACUGUUUUGAAUGAAAAUAAAGAAUUUUUGAGUUACCGAAUUGGUGUGUUUUCGUUCUCACUGAUUCAUAUACUACUGGAAGUAGUGGCACAAACAUUAUUACACUGUAAGAAUUUUUGUAUAAACAGUUUUAUUUAACAGAAACAUCUAAAAAAAUUACAUAUUCACAAAUUGAAAGGAAAGUGAAGUACAAAGUUAAUCCCUAAGUUCAUUUCAUGUCAUUGAAUAAAAUGGUAGUUUAUGUACAAGGUACAACAAUAUACAAGAUGAUUCUAUGCA
This is a messenger RNA of Bemisia tabaci, 5509 nucleotides long. Its product is annotated as bone morphogenetic protein receptor type-1B. The record is from RefSeq and is a predicted model, not a curated record. Gene Ontology annotation, cellular component: signaling receptor complex; plasma membrane. Gene Ontology annotation, biological process: cellular response to growth factor stimulus; cell surface receptor protein serine/threonine kinase signaling pathway; protein phosphorylation. Lineage: Eukaryota; Metazoa; Arthropoda; Insecta; Hemiptera; Aleyrodidae. Gene Ontology annotation, molecular function: ATP binding; transmembrane receptor protein serine/threonine kinase activity.